Ectocarpus sp. CCAP 1310/34 is the source of this 2136-nucleotide messenger RNA. NCBI's taxonomy places the organism in Eukaryota, Phaeophyceae, Ectocarpales, Ectocarpaceae. The record is from the annotation of a GenBank genome assembly.
AUGGCAGCGUUGAUGGUUGGGGGAGCUUCCGCUGACCCAAGCCCGGCAAUGGCGGCGACCGCUGACGACCUCGUCAUCGGAGAGGAGGCUUGCAGCAGCCGCUGGGACGCCAACUGUGACGGAGACACGAUGGACGAGGUUCUGUUCUGGCUGGCCUUGUGGAUAUGGAGAGCCUACAAACUCUACGCGGGGGGGGGGGCGCUUCGGGGGCAGCAGCUCGCGUGCCGCCACUUGGGUGGCCUAGGAGGGGACGGCGGCGUUGCCGUCCCUCCCAUCAUGCGGAACUUGGAGGAGGAGGAGGACGAUGUUGAGCUCGCCGUCAUCUCGCCGCGGUCGCCGGUAGCAGCGGCGGCAGCGGUGGAGCAGCAUCCGCUUCCUUUGCCGCAGUGAGCGUCAGCCGGACGCCGUCACCGCUGCCGCCGCCGCCGCCGCCGCUGCCGCCGGCGACCGGCGACCACGUCCGGCGCGUCCCCGUGUCGGCGGAUUGGAAAACGUGUCUAUGAGUACAGGAUGGGAGAGGAUGGCAUAGCUAGCCUUGUUGACAGGUGGAAGCGUGCCUAUAGGGAUGUUGUAGUACAGGAUUGGCGACGAUAGCACAGCUAGCCAUGUUGACCGGUGGAAACGUGCCUAUAUGGAUACAUACUUGUUAUUACAGAAAAAAAGGACGGACGAGGAUAGCACAGCUGGCUCAGAACGAGCGUCGUGAUGAUGGGGUGGAAAAGUGGAAAGUCCUCGUGGGGAUGCUACCACGGAGUAUAUAGGACAGGGAUUGGCGAGGAUCCAUAGCUGCAUGCAUAGCUCCCCGCGCCGGCAACCGGAGUUGGAUGUGACUUUCGAAGUGGGCCAUAUAAAGCGGAAUAGUUUCUCGUUUUAUUUCACACGAGCGUGUUGUUGCCGUGCUGAGUCUUUUGGACGCGGCGCGCUUAGUCACACCAUUUCGUAUCGCAUGAUGGGUCGUCCUCUUGGACGUGUACCUGAUUUUUGUACAUAGUUCGCUUUUGGUUGAGCGUUCACGUAGCAGUAAUGCCGCUGUUUGGGCGAGCGGGAGAGGGCGUGUAUAUACCGUUGACACGACGAUAUAUUUCGGCUUCUCGUCGUCAUUUUCGUCAGUCAUGGACCGUCCCGCCUUACAUAGCAAAUGUUAGGCGCUGUUGACCUGCCAGCUGAAGUGAGCCAGCUAACAUAUAAUUUGCUGUCGAAGGGUGGUCGACACGGUAACAAUAGUUAGUUCCUGGUGGAAGGGUAAGGUUUUUGACGACGAUCAACCUCGUCUUUCGAAGUCGGGCGUGUGGUGAUGUCUUGUGCAUCGGGUGCGAACUUUGCAACAGCAGCUAGUCGUUCAACGAACAUUAUUCCGAAAUGAGCGGGUAUAGGUGAGUGCCCACUACACUAUCAAUCGUUUUGGCUAUGCCAACGACAUGUACCUUUCGGUGCACCAGGUGCCGUGCGGUGCUGAUAUGAGGGGGUGGUGGACAGACGACGACGAAUUCCUCGUCGGCAACAAGUGCAUGACAAUUUUCAUUGAGGCUUUGUCCAGAGCAGGUCAAGGCAGGCAGCAGAACUAGACUGUGUCGCGUACUGCCUCUGGCUAUGUGUGCCCCCUCCCACCCCCGUGUAGCUCCCCUUCUACUCCUUGGACUUGGGAACCCGCGUCGGCAGGGUAACCGACGAUUAGUCUAACCUAGAGUUAAUUCUACAGUGGAAGAGUAUUUUUUUUCUUCAAGAGUCGGCGCUCACAGUACUUAUUAUUAUGCUGAAACGGGGGAGUGCAGGAUGCAUUUGGAGGAGGAAUGUCUUGCCUACAUCUACGUGGGGAUGUGUGUGUUCGGGGGGCUGGUUGUACUUUCCUGAAUGAAUGCUGUGGGGAAUUUCAGUCGUGUUUUGCCAAAGACUUUUUUGUUGUUUGUGUCGUUGUUGGCAUCGUAUUUCAUCCCGAGCUAUUUGCUAGAUUAGCAGCGCCGAGGACGGUGAGGUUAUAUAACGAAAUCUUCGUCAGGAAACGGAAGAGUUGUUUUAGAGCGAAGGGUUGCCUAUCCUGACGCAGAGGACAUCAGAUCUUGGCUUGGCGGCAACUAUUCCUUGCUUUUUGACCCUUUCGGCUAAGAUUGAUUGUGGAAGCACACUUGUUUCCAACGU